Messenger RNA from Nematostella vectensis (starlet sea anemone), 1020 nucleotides. RefSeq lists its product as uncharacterized. Lineage: Eukaryota; Metazoa; Cnidaria; Anthozoa; Actiniaria; Edwardsiidae. The transcript is spliced from 4 exons. The coding region runs from base 147 to 893 and encodes 248 amino acids. The record is from RefSeq and is a predicted model, not a curated record.
AGGAGUUUCUAACAACUUUCAAGUACAAAUUUCAAGUUGUAUAUUUCUUGUGAUGCAUUAUAGGUUUUUUCUAUUAAAACCAGCGAUUUUAUUUAACCAGUAAGUAAUAACUAGAGAAUCGCACACCGCCCAAGCAAGUGAAAAGAAUGCAGUUUCCCCUAGUCCUGUUCUCGCUGCCGUUCGUUGCCCAUGUGGGACAACUUGUCCACGGCGCGUCCGUCAGACUUGUCAGUAACAACUUGGAACUGAAUGGUACAGCGGAACUAAUUUUUCACGAAGCGAAGGAGAGGGUUUGGGCUGGAUUAUCCAAUGACCAUCGCUACCCUAUCAUCAACAGCGGAGACCGGAUGGCGCUGAAGAUGUCGUACACUUUCGGCAACUACCUGGACUCUUAUAUGUUCUGCUACACAAACUCUUGUUACCGAGAUAGUUGCCCUGGAGACACUGUGAUUAAGUCAAACAAGUGGUCGAAGUGUAGACAUCUGACGUAUUACAUUCGAGCGAUCGGCAAGUCGGACGGCCAGCCAAUCAACAGCGGAGACAUGGUUUACAUCUCAUCUGGACACUAUGGCAACAGCUACCGUCUUCGAUGCACUUCAUCUACCUCUGACGGGUGCAGAUUCAAGUCCAUCAGCGACAUUGCAUUCCAAGGCAACAACUGGUUCGCGUACAGCUUCGCCCUUUUCCAGAUCUUCUCCCGCCGAUCAGAUGACGGCACCCCAGUGCAGUACGGCGACAUAGUGGGGUUCCGCUACCCUUAUGUCUACGCGGAUCGCUGGCUUACCUAUGGAGGGUAUAGUAGAUGGUACCCUCUAAGCUGCAGUAACAACAACAAGCAGUCGUGUGCCAGGGAGAACUCCCCAACGGGCUUCCAGAUCUUCAAGCCUCUGUAAAACAGUUCAGAGACCACGAUGGAACCUAAGAUAAUAUAAAGCUGAACUAUAACAAGGGUAAAAAAAAUUAAAAGGAUAGUAAUAAAUCACAUUGCCGAGAUCUCAAUAAAAUAACGCUAAAAAGCAA